CGCGAGAUCGAGUAACUUGUCGCACGUUCCUCAUCGACGAUCGUCGAUCAUACACAGCAAAAAAUCAUUCGAUCAGCCUAAAAGUAAGUUCUCUCCGCGAGGUAUUUGCAUUACAUCGCAAGGCACUUGUUAUUUUAUCCUUGUUCCUAACGAUUCUCUGAAUCGUCUUACAAAGGUUGACGACUCUUUAAGAUAUUUAGUGAUAAUUAAAACUGGAUUGACAAGAAUGAAGAUUGCUACUACAUUAUUUCUCUUCGUGGUUGUCGGAUGUACGUGGCGAGAGACACUAGGCACGUGUGUAUUUCAAUCGGACUUUGGUUUUGUUCUAAACUGCGCUUUCAAAAAGUCCGGUCUGUUCCGUGUCAGAAACCUGGGUGGUGUUAAGGGUUACGUCGGCCUCGGAUUUUCCAUUGGAGACGAGCUAGGCUUUAGCCAAUCGCUCUCCAAUUUGGAAAGUGCAAAAAGAAGAAGCGUGCAAUCGAACAAAGUUAAUGGACUCGUACUUAAUCCUCUGAAUGUGGCAAAUACUCGCGAUGAAACGCGUGCAAGCUCAUUAAAUACUCGUCAGGUAGUACCGCCCUUCAAGCCGUUGCCUAUCGGAACAAUCCGACCAAUGACUCAGCAACCUGAACGUCAGAAACUGAUAGUGAAUGCAACAGCUCUUAAAACAGGAUCAGUGAUGUCGGCGAUGCAGCAGGAAGCGCUGCGCCAGCAUCACGAACGACUUCACCAAGAAAAUAAGCUGAAGCAGCAGCAGAGAAUACAACAGGAGGCCUUAGCAAUACAAAUAUUGAAACAACAACGUCUACAGCAGCAAGAAGCUAUGAGGCAGCAGCAACUGCAACAACAAAAGAUGCAGCAACAACAGAAACAACAGCAACAACAAAUACUCGCGCAACGGCAACAGAUUAUGGCGAUAGAAAACAAGAAAGAUCAAUUACAGCCACAAGUGAUAGCAGUUGCGGGAACGAUGCCGAAACUACCUAUCAUCGCCGCAAUUCCGCCAGUUGGUAUGGUCCAGUCCGAAGUCCUUCCAUCAUCAUCAAAGGCAACGACAAAUUUGAUCUCGUCAAGCGCUGGCUUGCCACCUUUCAUCGCGAUGCCGCAAUCGUCGGUAAAACUCACAAACAGAAUUGGUGGUGGUGGCACCCUCUUGCAAGACUCCGACAACGAAGUAUCGAAAGAUGAUUUUACGCAGCCUGCUUCUGCAACUGAUGCCGGCCAAACGCUUCAACAAAAUGAAAAACGACAAUCUUUACCACUACCAAACAGUUUACCUUCCUUGGCUCCCAUCCAAGGGAUGGAAACCUCCUUGAAAGCCCUCGCAGAAGCAAGCAAUAUUACUCUAGAAGCUCUCGAAACAGCAAUUCUUUUGAGACAGCAACAGCUUCUUAAAAAACAACAGGGACCUACAAGUACCAGUACCACCACAACACCUACAAUCGCACCUCUUAAAAAUAAUAAAUAUACUUCCGGAACUACUAAAGUGAUGAAUGCGCCGCGGGAAUACUAUCCCGUUGGAUAUGAUAAGAACUUCGACGACAAUUUCGCAAGUCGCGUAGACCUGCCGGAUACGAGCUUCUAUUGUGGCGAUCAAAAACAUUUUCCAGGUCUCUAUGCUGACGAAGAUUUGGGAUGUAUGGUAUUUCACGUUUGCGCAUUGACGGACGAUGGCCUAAUCAUGAAGAGUUUCCUAUGCCCGGAAUCAACGCUGUUCGACCAAACGAUUCUAAAGUGCAACUGGUGGUUCUACGUAGAUUGUAAAUCUUCAAAGAACUUGUAUGAUAGUAAUAUACCUAUCAGCAAGAGCUAUCAACUGAUGAAAGCCUUGGCGUUCUUCUCGGCGUACAAAAAUCACGACAAUAGUACAAACAACGCGGAGAAAAGCGAAGAUGAUUCUUGAAACAAGAACAGCAGAUCAAUCAAAGAUUCAUAGAAUUAAUCAAAGAGUCAUAAGCUCAACAUUCCUGGAAACUGUCUUGUUUCCAUGAUGCAACUUCUCGUCUAGUUAAAAAAACUUUUUAUCUGUACAUAUAUAUAAUUUAUUAAUAGAGGAUAUAUAUAGUAUGUAGAUUUGUUUAGAGGCAAUGUAAAUAGUACACGUUCCUCGCUCAUUGUUGAAUAAUACAUAAUAUGUUUUUGUGUAAAA
Monomorium pharaonis (pharaoh ant) is the source of this 2149-nucleotide messenger RNA. It is a transcript of the gene mtg, whose product is annotated as transcription factor SPT20 homolog. The transcript is spliced from 8 exons. The record is from RefSeq and is a predicted model, not a curated record. The coding region runs from base 227 to 1903 and encodes 558 amino acids. NCBI's taxonomy places the organism in Eukaryota, Metazoa, Arthropoda, Insecta, Hymenoptera, Formicidae. Gene Ontology annotation, cellular component: extracellular region. Gene Ontology annotation, molecular function: chitin binding.